Messenger RNA from Musca domestica (house fly), 3288 nucleotides. RefSeq names its product venom dipeptidyl peptidase 4. Bases 747 to 3236 code for a protein of 829 amino acids. The transcript is spliced from 12 exons. Gene Ontology annotation, biological process: proteolysis. The record is from RefSeq and is a predicted model, not a curated record. NCBI's taxonomy places the organism in Eukaryota, Metazoa, Arthropoda, Insecta, Diptera, Muscidae. Gene Ontology annotation, molecular function: dipeptidyl-peptidase activity; serine-type peptidase activity.
CCAAUCAUUAGUUGCCUUUGGGUUUCGCUGACGAACGGUUGUUUUUUCUUUUGGUGGCGUUGAAAGAAAAACAACACCUGUGUUCCUUCUUUUUCUGUAAAAUUCUCUGUCUCCGUUCGUUUGUGUUUUUACUAUUAUUAUUAUUGUUUUGUGUGCGUGGAAAUUUAUACGUAUUUUCUUGGUUGAAAAAAAAAAAAGACGCGUAACGCAUUCGGUGUAACAUUAAGGCAUUUGCGAAAGUCUGUUUACCUUUUUUUGGUUCUUUUUUUAAAUUGGGCCCCAACCAAAUUUAUUUGGCCCAAAAAAGGCGUACAUUCUGGAGAAAAAGAAACAAAUAUUCACCAACAAAGAAAUUAAACGGCAACGAUAAGUUUUUUCUGCUUUACCUUAUGGUUUUGUACCGAAACAAAACAAACAAACUUCACUCACAUUGAGUGAAAUUGCAUGUCAAAAAUAAAAAACGGAAACUGUAAAUAAAUUCUACAGUGGAAAAGUUUUACCAAAAUCAACCUCAAUAUCCCCGUUUUUUUUCUUUGGCCAAAAGUCUUCCUGGAAUCCAAUCCCCCUCAAAUAAGGGAAAAAUAACUGCCUACCUGCCUGCCCGCCCGCCUGCCAACAACCAAGCAUAUCCUGUAGUUUAAGAAACAAUAUCCCAGGUUGUUUUUUUUUUUGGUUCUCUUCUCCUCUUCUUCUACAACAAAAAUUAAAAUCAAAAUAACAAUAAGAACAUAGUACCAACAACCAACAUGGCUUCCAAUGAUCCAGCGAAUAACAUAGAACUGGGCAAGGUGCCAGCUCCAGCAGAAGGAGCCCAACCAGAGAACCUUGUCCCAUCGCCACAAAAAUUACGAAAACGUCGUAUAAUUAUCGUGUGCGGCAUUCUUAUUGCGAUUCUAGUGGCUAUUGGCAUCUAUUUUAUUGUGACAGCAGGCAGUGAUGACUCGACAAAUGGCGACGGCAAUGGUGGCAAUGGUGGCAAUGGUGGUGGUUCCGGCUCAUCCAAUGGCAUCCAUUUGGAGGAUAUAUUACAGGGUAAGCUGUUGUCGCGUUCCUUCAAUGGCAGCUGGUCGAAUGGACCCAAUGUGAUCUACAAGGAAAAUCAUAAUUUUCAAAAUUUGCAGGCCAUUGUGGAGCUGAAUGUCAAGACGAAAAUGAAAACCACGCUGAUGAUGGAUGAGGCUCAACAAUAUGUGCUCUUUGAGAAAUCAGCCGAUGGCACUCUCCUGCUUCUGGCCAAGAACUACAAGAAGAACUUCCGCCACAGUUACGAGGCCGAAUACGAUAUCUACAACAUUUCCAGCGGACAAAUUCAACCGUUGCUCAUCCAGAACCAAGUCCAUCCCCUGAUUUUGGUCCAAUGGGCCCCGGUGGGUAAUGCCCUCGUCAUUAACUUCCAACGCAACCUCUACUACAAGCCAACCGCCUUCGCCCAAGAAAUCGCCCUCACCGACGAUACGAAUUUGGCCAUUCUGAACGGUAUACCCGACUGGGUGUACGAAGAGGAGGUAUUCGCCUCGAAUUCGGCCGUCUGGUUCAGUCCCGACGGCAGCCAACUGGCCUUCAUCCAAUUCGACGAUAGUCCAACGCCUGUCAUUAACUUCCCCAUCUAUGGCGAAGCUGGUGAUAUCCGUUUCCAAUAUCCCUACAAUCGUUUGGUGGCCUACCCGAAGUCCGGCUCACCAAAUCCCCGCGUCAAACUGUUUACAUCGGAUUUAGCAAGAGCUGCUGGUGGUAAUACAGACCACUUGACUGAGAUCCCACGGCCCAGUGCUCUGAACACAGAAAGUGAUUAUAUUAUCACCGUAGUUGAUUGGCUAAAUAACACGAAUGUGCUGUCGGUGUGGAUGAAUCGGAUACAGAAUUCGGCCCAUUUGCAGAUAUUCAAUGGGCUGAGGAGGCAGGAGAUCUUCAGUUUGGAAUCGAAAACCGGUUGGGUCGACUUCUUUGCCGCCCCCUUCAAAAAUCGUGAUGGUUCUCGCAUUGCCCUAAUCUUGCCUCAGACCCAGGUUGAUGGCGGUGACUAUCGUCAUUUGUGUCUGCUGGCCACCUCGUCGGGCAGCAACAAACCCGAGGCCAUAACCAAGGGUAAAUAUGUUGUCACCUCCAUUCUGCAUUGGGACAGCGGGAGCGAUGUGAUCUUUUAUACCGCCAAUACUGAACAAAAUCCGGAAUAUUUACACGUCUAUGCCAUUAGGGCGGCCACGGGACAAACGGCCAAAUGUUUGACCUGUAAAUUACAUACAUCGAAUGGUGUGGAACAGACCUAUUACAGUGCCGAUUUUAAUACUGCCAAUCAGGUGGUAAUCACCUCUAUGGGACCAAGCAUACCCAUUACCUCAGUCUAUGAAUGGAGUUAUUCGGGAAAUCAAGUUUCUUUGAGCAAAUUAAUGGAUUGGGAACACAAUGAUAAUCUACGCCACAAACUGGAGGGUACGGCCAUGCCCACAAUCGAAAUUGAGACGGUACAAAUGUCAAAUGGUUUCUCGGCCAAGGUUUUGAUGCAGCUACCUCCCAAUCUGGAUCGCAGUGGCAAAACCAAAUAUCCCAUGUUGGUCGAUGUGUAUGGUGGCCCAGAUUCCUAUUCGGUUGUGAACAAAUGGAUCCUGGAUUGGGGCACCUAUCUUUCCUCAAAUCAAUCUGUGAUUUAUGUCAAAAUUGAUGGACGUGGCUCGGGACUGAGAGGAGAAAAACUGUUGCACUCGGUUUACCUUAAAUUGGGUACCGUGGAAAUUGCCGAUCAAAUUGAAGUGGCCCAGUAUUUACAAAAAAAACAUCGCUUCAUUGAUGCCGAACACUCUGGCAUUUGGGGUUGGAGUUAUGGUGGCUAUGCGGCUGCUAUGGCCUUGGCCAAUGAUAAAAACAAUGUCUUCCGUUGUGCUGCCUCAAUUGCCCCCGUCACCGAUUGGGCCUACUAUGAUUCAAUUUACACCGAACGUUACAUGAGCCUGCCCACACUCAACGAAAUCGGCUAUGCCAGUUCCCGCCUCAGCACCAAGGCCACAAAUUUGAAGGGCAAGAAAUUCCUGCUGGUCCAUGGCACCCUGGAUGAUAAUGUCCAUUAUCAGCAGGCCAUGAUAUUGGCCAAGAAUUUGGAGAGACAUGAUAUUCUGUUUAAGCAAAUUAGCUAUCCCGAUGAAGAUCAUGCUUUAGCCGGUGUUAGACCUCAUUUAUAUCAUUCAUUGGAUCGUUUCUUUGGCGAAUGUUUCGCCCAAAAGCGUAUGGUCUAUCGAAAAUAGACAAAUUCCAAAGCGGAUAAUCAAUUUUGCCAUUUAUAAAAAAAAACAAAAA